AUGUUUGAUAACGAAUUGAUGAGCGAUGUAUCUUUCACUUGUGGGGAAUCAAGUCGCAUAUUUCAUGCACACAAAUACGUGCUUGCCACGAGCAGUGCUGUAUUCUUUGCCAUGUUUUAUGGAAGUUUAACUGAGAAAAAAUUUCCCAUUUGUAUCCCAGACGCGGAAGAAGAAAGCUUCGAAGAGUUUCUGCGAUUUCUGUACACUGACGCUUGUAAAAUAACCGCCGAGAACGCGAUAGGUGUUAUGUAUUUGGCUAAGAAGUAUCUCGUUUCGUCUUUGGCGGAGAAGUGUUGCGAGAUUCUAGAGGCAAGCAUCAAGCCUGAUAAUGCCUUCGCGGUGUUGAAGCAAGCGGUGCAAUUUGAGGAAAAAGAGUUAGAAGAAAAGUGCUGGAAUAUUGUUUCGGAGAAAACUCUGGAAUGCAUCAACUCGGAAGCGUUCUGUAGUAUCGGAUCAUCUACGCUCAAUGCUUUUUUAAAGAAACUGGAGACGUCCUCGAUAACAGAAAUGGAAUUGUUCAAAGCAAUAUUGAAAUGGACCGAUAAGGAAUCCGCAAGACAGGGUUUAAAUAUCGAACACGACAAAACGGCAAGAAGGCGCAUCCUAGGAGAUAGUGUUUAUGAAAUUCGUUUCCUUGCAAUGUCUCAGGAAAACUUUCUAAAAUAUGUCUCCCCCAGUGGAAUACUUACAGACACAGAAAUUGUGUCCAUAUCUCAAAAGCUUUGCGGAUUAGAUGUGGUAGGCUUGAAAUGGAAGGAACAUAGAAAUAAGCAACCAUGUAGUAUAGUCAGUUCCCGCCGUCUUCACCCUGCCAAUAUUAGCAGUUUAGUCAGUUUCAGCAGAUUUUACCCUGGUAGUGUCAAUUAUAUUAAGGGUGACGGCAGCGGCGGUUGGGGUUAUACUGGUGGAGGUUCCGAUGCUCUUACUCUGGUUGUCAAUAAAGCUGUUCUCUUUCACGGUGUUCGCUUGUUUGGUUCCAAUGGCGGCCGAUACGAAGUCAAAUUUACGAUUAAGGGUAAUAAUGUAACAGAAUCCUACACUUCAGAACAAGACAGUGACCACGUGCCGGGUUAUGACGUCAUGUUACCCAAUCCAAUCCGUCUACUGCCAAAUGAAGAGAUCACAAUAAUUGCGACAAUAACAGGACCACGUUCUUACUACAGUGGCAGUGGAAAAUCAUCAGUGACAAUCGAUGACAUUGUUCUAACGUUUAAAGACGCGCGUUCUGGGUUAAGUACCAAUGGUACGGACAUAUCUCAUGGUCAGUUCUACAAGAUUUUUCUUUCUGAGCUUUAG
Molecule: messenger RNA, 1296 nt
Organism: Paramuricea clavata
Lineage: Eukaryota; Metazoa; Cnidaria; Anthozoa; Malacalcyonacea; Plexauridae
Source: the annotation of a GenBank genome assembly